Juglans regia (Persian walnut) is the source of this 1088-nucleotide messenger RNA. RefSeq names its product zinc finger protein 8-like. Gene Ontology annotation, molecular function: DNA-binding transcription factor activity. Gene Ontology annotation, biological process: trichome differentiation; response to gibberellin; trichome morphogenesis. The transcript has a single exon. Bases 185 to 925 code for a protein of 246 amino acids. The record is from RefSeq and is a predicted model, not a curated record. NCBI's taxonomy places the organism in Eukaryota, Viridiplantae, Streptophyta, Magnoliopsida, Fagales, Juglandaceae.
UAGGCCCCACCAACCACACAUCCACAACCCUGAACAUACAACCUCACCUCCCCCCCAAUUCUCCCUCCAACCUGGUGUGGUACUGCACUUCACCCCUCUCUCUCUCUCUCUCUCUCUCUCUCUCUCUCUCUAUGAGCUGCUAAUCUUACUUACAAACUAAACUGAUCCCCAGUCCCUUCCCUCCAUGGACAAGACCGAGAGAGAGACCCAUGACUUCAUGAACGUCGAAUCCUUCUCUCAGCUCCCCUUCAUUCGCCCUGCACCAGUUAAGGAAAAGGGCAUUAGGCUUUUUGGCAUAGAAUUCGGCGGUGACAAACAUGCAGGUGCCGGCACUGAUGAUCAGUCCGAGUCUGCCGAGACCAACACAUGCGAGAUCGACGCAAAGGACAACAUGAACGAGAACGGGGAGAGUAACCGCAGAUUUGAGUGCCACUACUGUUGUCGAAACUUCCCUACCUCUCAAGCCUUAGGCGGCCACCAAAACGCCCAUAAAAGGGAACGCCAACACGCAAAACGCGCACAUCUUCAGUCGGCCAUGGUACAUAGUAGCCACCUCUCUGAUGCGCACGUCUAUGCAGGGUUCAUGAAUUACCGCCUCGGCUCCGCUCCAAUUCCAGCAAUGUCCUAUCCAUCAUGGAACACUAGUAAUACUAAUACCGUUGCUGCUAAUGGUAGGUAUUAUGGAAGCCACAGCUCGUUUUCUCAGCCUCCUCCUAUAAAUGGGAGUCCUUUGGCCUUGUGGAGAAUCCCUGCCGCCCAAAGUAACCCUACUUUUAAUCGGGACCCUUCGUUGCACCCGUUGCCAUUGUUUGCCGGGGAUGAGUUAAAGCCCUCACACGUUGGUGGGUCUAGUUCUCAAAGCAGGUACGUUUACGAAUCGAAGGCUAGCGUCCAGGACCAUGUGAGUUUGGAUCUUCAUCUGUAGUAGUAAUUCGAUAACAUCUUAAACUAUUUGAGAUUUAAGAUUAGAUCGGGCUUGCAAUCUUUUGAUAUGCAAAAUGAGGGAAACCAGUAACUGUUUUCUAUUUAUUAACAUCAUCAUUUUAGUAUGAGUUAAUGUGUAAAUGAAAUGAGAUGAAUUAUUAUUU